UCAUUUCCGGAGUCUUCCUGUUCGCUCGUGGCUAGAGGACGUUGGUGUCACCGACGAGAGAGGCUCCCGAGGUAUUCCUAUUUUCACUAAAUCACUUAACGAAGUAACGGAAAGAAGAUGUUUUCCCGGGCUGUAAGACCUACCCUUUGCUUCGCUCGGAGCCUGUCCACCUCUUCACAGAACAACGCCAAGGUGGCGGUGCUUGGGGCUUCUGGCGGUAUAGGCCAACCGCUAUCCCUGCUGCUCAAGAAUAGCCCCUUGGUGAGUCAACUCUCUCUGUAUGAUAUUGCCCACACACCCGGGGUAGCUGCAGAUCUCAGCCACAUUGAGACAAAAGCCCAGGUGACCGGCCACAUGGGUCCCGACCAGCUCGAUGCUGCUCUGCAGGGCUGCGACGUCGUGGUUAUCCCCGCUGGUGUACCCAGAAAGCCCGGCAUGACCCGAGAUGACCUCUUCAACACCAACGCCACCAUUGUAGCCACCUUGGCCGAUGCCUGCGCUCGCAACUGCCCCGAGGCUAUGAUCUGCAUUAUCGCCAACCCUGUGAACUCAACUAUCCCUAUUACAUCAGAAGUUAUGAAGAAACAUGGAGUGUACAACCCCAACAGAGUGUUUGGUGUCACAACCUUGGACAUUGUCAGAGCUAAUGCCUUUGUGGCAGAGCUCAAAGGUCUCGAUCCAGCUCGUGUCAAUGUCCCAGUAAUUGGUGGUCACGCUGGGAAGACCAUCAUCCCUCUCAUUUCCCAGUGCACCCCUAAAGUUGAAUUCCCUCCUGAUCAACUGGCUGCCCUGACUGGUAGGAUCCAAGAGGCUGGCACUGAAGUGGUCAAGGCCAAGGCAGGAGCUGGAUCUGCAACCCUCUCCAUGGCGUAUGCUGGUGCCCGCUUCACCUUCUCUGUCCUGGAUGCCAUGAAUGGAAAAGAAGGUGUGGUGGAGUGCGCCUUUGUCAGAUCUGAGGAAACAGAGUGCAAAUACUUCUCCACACCUCUCCUCCUGGGCAAGAAUGGCAUUGAGAAAAACCUUGGGCUGGGCAAGCUGUCCGCCUUUGAGGAGAAGCUGAUUGCUGAUGCUGUCGGUGAGCUGAAGGCUUCAAUCAAGAAAGGAGAAGAUUUUGUAGCUAAUAUGAAGUGAACAGUAACUAUUCAAUGCUUCAACAACAAACAGCAGUUGUGAUGGAUAAUUUGUUCUGUCUUAAAAGGCAGCAGGGUAGUUUAAGAUCUGUUGGUGACGUCUCCUUUUUUUUUUUUUUCUUCUUUUUUUUUUGCUUUUGUUUUAGCAAUGUGGUCAUCAUGGUGUUUCCCUUACCCUUUCCAAAUAUAGCUUUAGCCUGUAUGUGUGAUUUGUGUACAUACUGUACUGUGACUUUUAUUUGCAAAUGUCAAACUUUAAAAAUGAAGUCCAUAUUUUGUGUACAGUUUGUGAAGAUUUCUUUGCAGAGUGAUUGAGGAGGAGAUACUGUCAUGCCUGCUGAUGCACUUACAGUAGUGUUACUGAUGAGCAAAAUAUUCACUCCACCAAUAAACAGUUCAGCUUUA
Molecule: messenger RNA, 1535 nt
Organism: Melanotaenia boesemani (Boeseman's rainbowfish)
Lineage: Eukaryota; Metazoa; Chordata; Actinopteri; Atheriniformes; Melanotaeniidae
Gene: mdh2
Product: malate dehydrogenase 2, NAD (mitochondrial)
Exons: 1
Coding region: 118-1131 (337 amino acids)
Biological process (GO): tricarboxylic acid cycle; malate metabolic process
Cellular component (GO): cytoplasm; mitochondrion
Molecular function (GO): L-malate dehydrogenase (NAD+) activity
Source: RefSeq, a predicted model, not a curated record